AUGUCUCCUCUAAUCUGGGCCGUGGAGAAGGGGGCUUUGGAGUCCGCGACGGCGAUUCUGGACGACCUGCUGACCAUUCGUGCAGAUCGGGAGCGGUACUACUAUGGCAUGGGGUCAUUGUUCACCCGCCAUCCUGACAUCGUCAGCACGCUUUGUGAAAAGGCACCCUCAUUACUCCCGGCAUUAUUUGACGGGCUGAUCUGGCGGUCCAAGAAUGUGAAAAAUGGAGCCCGGCGCACGAACUACUACAUUGCUUCCUUCCUUAGUGACGAAGAAGGCCAACUGACAGAUUCGCUCUUGGACUUGAUCAAGCAUGGUGACCCGACAAUCAUCUGCCACCCCACAGCGUUCUUUCAAGCCGACCUACUUUGGACUCGUCUUUGUUGCGUGCCCUGGGCUAUGACGAAGUUAUGGUUCUGCAUCACUCUUUUGGUGUACAUCGUGGCCGAGCAGCAAGCCUUUCUGCCACGUGACCCAUUAAGCUCGGAUAAGUUCUCGGUGAUCUUGUGCCGGGCCUUCUUGUACACUUUUAGCCUGGGGCAGCUCUUCGCCAAGCAUGGGUGCCAAACGUACAGAGCCAUCCGUCAGAAGCAAAUGAUGCGUUUUUGUGGAUGCCUGCCUGUGCCGAAGUACAUGCUGCAGACGCGCCAGGAAGUGGUCGAAGUAGUCCUGCUUCUCUUCCUCGCGUGCCUCUUCUGCUGUGAGCCAGUCCUCCAUUGCCUCGCAGUGAGCAACGAUUUGCUUACCAACUGUUGCGAGUUUGGUGAAUGGCAGUGCAACCUCAUGCACACUUACAACCGCGUCGCUGCCUUCCCGCUGCUCCUGUACUUCGUGCUGGCGUGUGAGCUGGUAAACCUGAAUGUGCACCUGUCCGUCUUCAGUGUGAUCUGCUCGUGCCUGAUGUCGGAGUUCGUCAUGUACGUGGCAGCCCUUGUUUUCUUCACUGCUGCUUUCGCUUCAGCAAUCGCUUGUUCGCCUCAUUCAUUAGGCACUCAGUCUGUUCAGAUGAAGGACUUCUUCAGCUGGCCUAUGGCUUUCGAAUCCCUGUUGUCAAUGGCAUUUAGUGCUUAUGGUGGCAACAAGUACGAGGAGAUAGCAGAUGAGCCGUUGCUGAAGUGGCUUGUCAUGGGCUUCGCCGCAUGCUGGCAUGUGUACCUGAUGAACCUUAUGGUGGCGCAGUUAUGCCAGCGUUACAAUGAGCUCUUCCUUCAUGCACGCGGCAAUGCCCGGUUGACGCGCGGCAUCAACAUUUACGAGACCGCGAUGCCUUUGAUCUCCAAGAGGCGAUGGACAGCCUUUUUGACGUCCUUGCAUCUGGAAGAGGCAUGCGAGUUCGACCAGGGUGAAAACGGUCCGUGUGGUGCGGUGCCCACGACAGAGGAGCCCUAUGAAUAUUUGCAGCAUCCCCAGGUGUCAUUAGAUCGGGUUCAACGCUACGGGGGACUUGCGAGACCAGAGUUGCCUUGGCCAUCCUUAGACGAGGCGGUGGACGACAGCGACAUCGGCAAGUUGACGCAGCUGACGCGUACCAAGUUUGAGGAGAUGGACAGGAUUAUGAUGGACAUGGCUAUCAAGCUCCAGGUUCGCCAUCCAGGGACGAGUUCUAGCGGUGCGUACUUCUCAACUAUGAAUGCCUCCCAGCAGUGCGACGAAAGCAAGAUUGCUGAUGAUCGCGAUGGCGGGGCCUUGAAAGACACGGUGUCCAGCGAGCUUGAGGAGGAGUUUACAGAGGAAUCCGAGACGUUGAAAGCGACUCCCUGCGACGUGAUCCCAAGCUCAAACCGUAAUUAG
Molecule: messenger RNA, 1791 nt
Organism: Symbiodinium necroappetens
Lineage: Eukaryota; Dinophyceae; Suessiales; Symbiodiniaceae
Source: the annotation of a GenBank genome assembly